This is a messenger RNA of Physcomitrium patens, 2396 nucleotides long. Its product is annotated as mannosylglycerate hydrolase MGH1. Gene Ontology annotation, molecular function: Glc3Man9GlcNAc2 oligosaccharide glucosidase activity. Lineage: Eukaryota; Viridiplantae; Streptophyta; Bryopsida; Funariales; Funariaceae. Gene Ontology annotation, biological process: oligosaccharide metabolic process; protein N-linked glycosylation. Gene Ontology annotation, cellular component: endoplasmic reticulum membrane. The record is from RefSeq and is a predicted model, not a curated record.
UUCGAUUCGAGAGAACAGGAAACGACGUGCGCGCAUUCUCUGAAACAUCGUCACCUUUUCUUUCUCACGCCCGUCAGCAUAAUUUGUGGUCUUGACAAUUACGUAGCUAUAAUAUCUCUCCGAAGAUUUAUGCGUGACGUAAUAGUAUUGUUUUCCUAUGACAUUCCGGCUUGCAAGCUUCCUGCUUUUUGCUCGUGGGGUGCUACACAGAGGGCCUAAGUUUGUUCGGCAGCGUACGUUGGGGAGAAGUGUCUUUGGUCGUAGGGUUGCUGGAUGUGAACGUUUGUGGGAGAUGAGCGUGCGUAGUUGAGAUCCAAGUCGAAUGUGGGUUUAGUUCCUCUGGACAUGCUGCCAAGCCUUGUUGCGUUAAAGGACUGCGAACGUUUGAUUGCUUCAAUUUGGCCGUGAAGAUGAUCAUAGUGGUGGUCGACAAAGAACAUCGGUUUGUUUUUUUCUCUGUAUUGGCAUGAAGGGUGAUUGAUCUGGAGCGCCUGUUUGGAGAUUGAAGGCACGGCUCAGAGAACCAAAGCAGGUAUGGCACCACCGCAGGAUUUCAUGGCAUCCCAGAAAGAGGAGCUGAUUUCUACUAUGACAGACUUGAUUGCAACUCCCUCGGAACCUCGAUAUCCGGUAACGAAAGCUAAGAAAGGUCGUCAUUCUCCUUCCAAUGAUCGGGGCCAACAAGCCACAGAAGUGGCCCUCCGGACAGGUUUGGAUCAUGAGAAUUGGAGGUCUCGGAGCUUGCAUCGCCUCUUCUCCGUUGGUCACUUGGAGUACGAGGAGCGAUUGGAGGAAGAUGUGCGAUCUCAUAUUGUGCGCAACUCUAUACAUGUUCUCCGCAUGAAUGAUCGCGGUGGCUACACUGUGCCUGCGGAAGGCCUCUACCCAUUUCAGUGGAAUUGGGACUCGGCGAUCGUUUCAGCUGGAUGGGCUGUCUUCGACGAAGAGCGAUCGUGGGAAGAGUUAGAGACUCUGUUCUCGGACCAGUGGGCUGACGGAAUGGUCGCCUCCAUCAACUUCCACAAGUUCUCUGAGACGUACUUCCCGGGUCCUGAGAUUUGGGGCACGCCAGAGAAGCCCAGCAAAACUUCUGGCAUUUCGCAACCACCUGUUGCUGCGAUGGCUGCGAGAUUCCUGUACGAGCACGCCGAGAUGCAAGACCUGGCGAAAGAAAAGAUCGAGGUCUUGUUUCCGAAGAUGCUUGCAUGGCAUCGGUGGUGGUAUAAGGCUCGCGACCCUGAAAAUAGAGGCGUGGUGGCUAUCUUACAUCCUUGGGAGUCUGGUAUGGACAACAGCCCUGCGUGGGACGAACCCAUGAAAUUCCGCAUCGACAUCGACCUUCCUCCAUAUGUUCGCCGCGACCUGACUCACGUCGAUGCAAGCAUGCGGCCAACGAAAGACACUUACGAUCAUUAUCUUACUCUUUUGUACAGGUUUAAGAAGACUCAUUUCUACGACCCAGACCAGCUUUACUGGAUCUCCCCCUUCCAUGUAACUGAUCUAUGUGUCAACAGCAUUUUGUUUCGUGCCAAUCGGGAUCUGCGGUGGAUUGCGCUGCAACUUGGUAAGCAGGAGGAAGCGAUGGAGAUAGAGAGAUGGUUGGACGAUGGCUUCAAGGGGUUUAACAUGCUCUGGGACGAUCAAACAGGAGUGUAUAAAUGCCAGGAUCACAUCACAGGGAAGCUUGCCAACGCUGCAACUUCAGCAGCGUUCCUCCCUUUAUUUGCAGGCGUGGCAUCCAAGGAGCAAGCUGCGAAGCUGGUUGCCAAUCUAGAGCGGUGGUUGAGCAAGGUGAAGUAUGGAGUGCCGAGCUUGGAUCCAGAAGAUCCCCGCUUCGACCAACUUCGCUACUGGCGGGGCCCAGUGUGGCUCAUCAUCAACUGGAUGAUCUCGAACGGGCUUCGACACUACGGGUAUGAGGAACUUGCAAAUCGUAUCAAGCAAGACUCGAUUGAUUUAACUAGCAAGGCUGGACUGAGGGAGUACUUCGACCCUAUGACGGGAGAUGGAUGCGGGGGUAAGCAGUUUUCAUGGACGGCGGCCAUGUGCUUAGCGUGGCUUGAUCGACCAGCUGCUAUUGCAAUCGGCCACAAAUUGAGUGGGCCUAAAAAACAUUUAGAUUGAUCAUUGAUCAUUUAGUACGUGGGAUCACAUUAAACCUCAUUCACUGGCCUGAUGAUUAGCCUGAACACUGGCAACGGGUGAUGGGAGUGGGACCUAUUGAGAACUGUGAAUGUUGGUUUGUAUGUAAAGAGGGGCUCGUAUACAGGUCCUCGUAUCUAUACGAUGGACAAUGAGCUGAUUAUUUAAUGUUCCUAGAUUAACUUCUAUGUAGUUUUCAUCUAUCUAAAACUCGUCGUCUUGUUUUAAUUUAGACCUGAAAAAUCCCAAACCUC